Messenger RNA from Selaginella moellendorffii, 2017 nucleotides. RefSeq names its product aspartate--tRNA ligase, chloroplastic/mitochondrial. The coding region runs from base 5 to 1993 and encodes 662 amino acids. The transcript has 15 exons. Gene Ontology annotation, biological process: aspartyl-tRNA aminoacylation. NCBI's taxonomy places the organism in Eukaryota, Viridiplantae, Streptophyta, Lycopodiopsida, Selaginellales, Selaginellaceae. Gene Ontology annotation, molecular function: ATP binding; aspartate-tRNA ligase activity; nucleic acid binding. Gene Ontology annotation, cellular component: cytoplasm. The record is from RefSeq and is a predicted model, not a curated record.
ACCCAUGGCCUGUAUGUUAGGCACAACCAUUCCAGCGUCUCACUCGUCCUCCUCCUCGGCAUGGCUGCAGAGAUGCGUCCAAUGCCCUCCUCGCCGAGCGCGCCCAUCCUCGCGUCGUGUUGGUGCCCGUGCUGCUGCUGCUGCUGCUGGUGUUGGUGUUGCCGGGGUGGAGGAGCAGCAAGGCGAGCAGCUCAAGUGGGUGCGGCGGAGCCACUACUGUGGCGAGGUGAGUGAGGCGGAGAUUGGGCUGAGGGUGCGCAUUUGUGGCUGGGUUGCGCUCCGUCGCGACCAUGGCGCCGUCACAUUCAUCAACGUUCGCGACCACACGGGAAUGGUGCAGGUUGCGGCGGCGGAGGCUAGUAGCGGAGCACAGGCGGUGGCGGAAAGGCUGAGAAUAGAGUACGUGGUAGCGGUGGAGGGAACAGUGCGCUCGCGGCCUCAGGGUGCCGCCAACACAAAUUUGAAGACUGGAAGCGUCGAAAUCAUCGCGGACAAGGUUGAGGUGCUCAACCCCGUCAGCUUGAACCUUCCUUUCUUGGUCACGCCCCUCGACCAGUCCAAAAACGUCAUCUCCGAGGAAGUUCGUCUGAGAUACCGACACCUGGACUUGCGGCGCCCCCAGCUGAAUGCCAACCUCAGGCUCCGCCACCGCAUCGUUAAGCUCAUGAGACGUUACUUGGAAGACGUCCACGGCUUUGUCGAGGUGGAGACACCGAUACUGUCGAGAUCCACUCCCGAAGGAGCGCGAGAUUACCUGGUGCCAUCGCGAGUGCAGCCAGCCACUUUCUACGCUCUUCCGCAGAGCCCGCAGCUGUUCAAGCAGAUGCUCAUGGUGUCUGGUUUCGAUAGAUACUUUCAGUUUGCAAGGUGUUUCAGGGACGAGGAUCUUAGAGCCGACCGUCAACCCGAGUUCACGCAGCUCGACAUGGAGCUUGCAUUCACACCGCUGGAAGAUAUGCUCGAGCUCAAUGAGGACCUCAUCAGGCUUGUUUUCCGGGAGAUUAAAGGCGUAGAACUUCCGGAUCCCUUUCCACGGCUCACGUAUGCCGAGGCCAUGUCCAAGUAUGGUUCAGACAAGCCUGAUACACGCUUCGGAAUGCAACUCGUCGAGCUGUCGGAUGUGUUUGAAAAAUCGAGCUUUGCUCCGUUUGCCACAGCCAUCAGCGAAGGCGGUGUUGUCAAGGCAAUAACAGUGUGUGGCGGCGGCAAGUCGAUCACAGCCACCCGGUUGAAGAAGGGGGACAUAUAUCAAGAAGCAGUCAGAUGCGGUGCUAAAGGCCUGCCUUUUCUCAAGGUGGCCGAAGGAGGAGAGGUGGAAGGCAGCACAGCGCUCAAGUCGAGCUUGUCUUGUCCUGAGACGAGAGACAACUUUCUGGCCAAAUGUGACGCAAAGCCUGGGGAUGUGAUUAUCUUUGCAAACGGGCCUACAUCGCUCGUCAACGCGACGCUCGGCCGACUGCGAACGCUUAUUGCCGAGACAAGUGACAACCUCAUCGACAAGAGCCGCAAUGACAUUCUUUGGAUCACUGAUUUUCCUAUGUUCGAGUGGAACGAUACGGAAAAGCGACUUGAGGCGCUCCACCAUCCAUUCACCGCUCCGAGGCCAGAAGACAUGAAGGAUCUCAGCUCUGCUCGUGCUCUUGCUUACGACAUGGUCUACAACGGCGUGGAAAUUGGGGGUGGAAGCUUGAGGAUUCACAGGCGUGACGUGCAGCAAAAGGUGCUCGAGGCAUCCGGUUUGAGCGCUCAAGAGGCGGAAGAUAAGUUUGGCUAUUUGCUGGAAGCAUUAGAGCUGGGUGCUCCUCCGCAUGGAGGAAUCGCGUAUGGUGUGGACCGGCUGGUAAUGCUGCUUGCGGGAGAGAAAUCGAUAAGGGAUGUGAUUGCCUUUCCAAAGACGACGGCUGCUCACUGCUCCCUCACAAGAACACCAUCUACAGUUGAUCCCAGGCAGCUCCAGGAGCUUCGGCUGCAAUGCACCAUUGCACAUCCAUAAUUUAUUUUUCGUUUUCAUUUUUUC